UAAGCUUUAGGCAGAAACUAUCGCAGGCGAUUCCCUCAAAUGGAAGUGACGUUGGAGAAGAAACUGCAAGGAUUUCAAUUGGUAGCGCAGGAAAAGUUGCAGGCCAUACUAUGUUCAAUACCGGGCAAAAAGGAGCUCAUCUUGGAGCCAGAACUGAUUAAGCCGCUGGAACAUGUGUGCACAGCCUCCUGGCUUAAGUUGAAAGGCAUCCAGCGCAUUUACAAGCAUGAUGCGAAACAACGUAUGCCUCGCGCCGCCGAUCUGGUUCAUAUUUACAUGAUACGAAGUCUACUUGGCCCAUAUCAAACGCUGCUGCGUCAGUUGCAGCCGGUGGCUACAAACGAGCCCAGUGAGUCAACGGACUUGGCAUUGCGUAUGUUUCAUAUUAUUUGUGUGCCCACCUGCUAUGCAUAUUUUCAUGCCCUGCUGGAACAGGCGGGAUUGUGGGGUGUAGUCCAGCUGCAUCAUUAUAACUGGGAUUUCAUAUACCUUGAUCAAGGUGUGCUCAGUCUGGAGCUACCUAAUCUCUACGAAGGUCUCUAUUUGCAAGGCAAUAGCUCUGUGCUGCCUGCUGUGGCAACGAGCCUUCGGCUGCUGCAAAUGAUUUGCGGAAAGCCUACUGUGACGAUCACAUUCGGCAACCACUCGGCGCAACUGCUGCAGUUAAUGAAGGCUCUCGGAAAGGUACCGCAGGCCCAAAAUCCACCAGACUUUGGUGCCUGGCUAAUUAUUGACAGAGAUAAGGACUAUACCUCGACAUUGCUAACACCUGCAAUUUAUGCCGGUCUUCUGUUGGAGGUGUUUCAGCUGCGCGCUGGCGAAAUUAUCAUAGACAACGCCAAUAACAAGAUACGCAAUCAAAAGGUGCAACUUCUCCAAGGCAAAACUGGACCUCCUCCAAACACAGGCAAGCCCAGUUGCAUACGCCUGAACUCUGAUUGUGAUGAGAUUUAUGGCGAUAAUCGUUAUAAACAUUUCGCGCAGGCAAGCAGCUUGGUACGCGCCCAGGUGAAAGCUUUGGGUUUGGAGCUGCAGAAACUUAACGACAUGCAGCUAGAGGAAAUGCAUGACUACGUGGCACGCAAGCUGCCCAAACUCACGGAACUGAAGGCUAAAGUGUUGCGACACCUAAAUGCUUCUGAGAUUGUCAUACAAAUGCUGGGCAAUUUUCGCCGGCUUCAAACUCUUGAAGAGGACAUCCUAAACAACGUAUCACGCAAGCGUUUACUCACCGAGAUCGAUGAGCUGCUGACCACGGACGGACAACGUUUUAAUACGCUACGCCUGCUCUGCUUGCUGCACUUGUGCGCAGGCGUUGCGCCCGAGGAACUGCAGAGCUUUGCCCGCAAUUAUUGCAACAUGUUUGGGCAUUGGGAGCUGUGCGUGUUUCAGCAGCUGGCACAGGCCGGCUUGUUGCCGGCGCUGGUUCCAGAGCGCAAAUCAUCUGCCAAGCUGUUGUCCAAUUUGCCGCUGCCCAAAUUCCAGCAAACCGAAUUUCAGGCCAAUGCUAAUCGCCUCAAGUUGUUGACAUCCUGCGCAGAUGUGGAGCAACCUGCUUGUGGCAGCUCUAGUGGCCAUCCUGCUAUAAAAUCUUGCCCCAGCUUUGUGUUCAAUGGUAUGUACAUACCGCUGGCGGCGCAGCUUUGCUCCAUACUUCUCAAUGUCAACAGCGCCGAGCAGUUGGCCGCCAAGUUGGCAAUGAUCGAGGGUCUGCAGCUGCAUGUGGGCGCAGAGACAAAUACGCCCAAAGCCUAUGCGGCGCAGUUGAAAAUGGCGUCAACAGAGACAGCCGACGUUUUUCCGCUGCGACUGCGCAACUUGUUUGUGUUUGUGGUGGGCGGCGCUAAUUAUGCUGAGAUUGCAGCCUGUGAUUUUGUGGCCAAAUUGACGGGUGCCCAAAUAACUGUUGCUUCAGAUACACUACUAGCGGGAAGCGAUCUUAUCGCUGCUGCCUUCAACAGCUGAGUAUACAUCAAUCAAAUUUGACAUGUUUAUAUUUUUGUAAUAAAACGUUAAUUUUAAAAUUGCAC
Messenger RNA from Drosophila novamexicana, 2030 nucleotides. It is a transcript of the gene Vps33B, whose product is annotated as vacuolar protein sorting-associated protein 33B. The transcript is spliced from 4 exons. NCBI's taxonomy places the organism in Eukaryota, Metazoa, Arthropoda, Insecta, Diptera, Drosophilidae. Gene Ontology annotation, biological process: vesicle-mediated transport; intracellular protein transport. The coding region runs from base 40 to 1965 and encodes 641 amino acids. Gene Ontology annotation, cellular component: CORVET complex; lysosome. The record is from RefSeq and is a predicted model, not a curated record.